AAUUCAAGCACUUUAAGCAGCUUUUGGUUUUAGAUUAAUCUUUUCACAUUAAUCAGAUUUGUUUAAUUGUUAACGUUUAUUAGUUUAACACUUUUUUAUUUUAACUUAAAGGUUUUGGACAUUUUUAACUUAAAUUACAUUUCCUGUUUUAACAUACUUCUGCAUCAUGGAUUAGAAAUGGUUUAUUUCAAGUAGUCAAUACAGAAACAAACCUAAAAUAAUUAGUCAAAACUGUGACCAGCUUCAAUUCUAAGACCAUCUUCUUAAAGUUUAAUAGAAAAUUCCAUGUUUAUAAUUUCAAAUAAGAAAUGUAAACAGUUUGAAUUGUUUCACUUCAACUGAACAAAACCUGGCUCCUUAUCUGGAUCCUAAUUGGUCUCGCUGACCCCGUGGGUCCAACCUGAUUGGUUGAUUCUGCUGUCAAUCAUCAGGGGGCGGGCCAAUGUCCGGAGCUCCAAUCGCUUAUUGAAAAAAGGAAAAAAAAGAGAAAGUUUUCAAGAUGGCGGAGUGGGGCUGCUUUGGAAAACAAUAGAAACUCGGAGGCUCGAGGUUCCGAACAGAACCGAACCGCAUACUGUCCAGUCUGCGCCCGCCCGGGAGGGUUUUAUCCGCGGGGGUGACUUGGAACAAGUUAGUUGGACAGAAUGAGGACGUGUUUAAAGGCUCCGGACCGGCCUCCACGCCGCUGGUGAAGCGGAGCUCUGCGAGCUACUAGCAGCUAACGGCUCCGGGAUCAGCUGUUCCCCGGGCAGAUGCUGUAGGAGCGGCGGGCGGCCUCACGCUGUGAUGGAGCGACUCCGCCGAAAGAUCGAGCUCUACCGUCAGCAUCAAAUCAACUGCGAGAGCCGCUAUGAGAAGGCCACGGUGGAGCGGCUGGAGCUGGAGCGCCAGCAGACCGUCGCCCUACAUCAGCGGUGCCUGCAGACCAAAGCCAAGCGGGCCAGCAAGCACAGGCAACCCCCGCCCAGCGGCGACCAGGCUGGACAGAGAGCGGCGCCUGCCAGCACAGACCACGGUGAAAACGGAGGGAUGGCACCGGAGCAGAGCCGAAACAGCACGCUGAUGGCGUUGCAGGAGACGGUGAAGAGGAAGUUGGAGAGCGCCGGUUCUCCGCUCAGCAGAGACCAGGCCAAUGGCUACGGUGAAGGUUUUCCUCCCAACAAGAAGCCCAGUCUGGAACACGGCACCCCCAACGGGCCCCUGCUGGACUCCAAACGGGGAAUCAGCAACCUGCUGAACUUUAACGGGACCAAUGGGGGGUCCGUCAACUCAGCAGACAGUGUUCAGGAGGGAGACUUGGACUUCCACCGGAAGGAGAUGAAGCAGGAGCCGGAGGACAUCCUGCCCAUCAUGCCCCCGUCCGUGGGGGGCAGCAACAGCCUGAUCCCCGACCUGAACCUCAACGAGCAGGAGUGGAAGGAGCUGAUGGAGGAGCUGAACUGCACCGUCCCCAUCGAGGACAUCCAGGACAUCCUAAAUAACGGCUUUGAGGACCGCAAAGAUCCUCUGGAGCUGGCGCCCAGCCCCACCGGAGGGGGGGUUGUGGGGGGAGCAGCAGGAGUCAGGGGAGGAUCGUCCUCCAAAGGUUUGAUUCCCCCAGAUUUAGUCUGUGUCAAGACGGAGUUUUCCCCAGCGUCUGCAGCCUUUGAGCAGGACUCCCACAUGGGCUCCCCCCAUGUCAUGUCCACCCCUUCUGGGCCUCUUCCUCACCCGACCAGCUCCCCCGUCGCCUCCUCUGCUUCUUCUCCAGCUCUGUCAUCCUCCCAGUCCGCUCCUCCUCCCAGACCACACCACCUCCCUCCCCCGGGGCCCCCGGUGUCCAAAGACCUGUCCCCCGCCCAGCAGCUGCAGCAGCUGGCUGCCCAGAGGACCCAGCACCUCCACGGCUCGCUGCAGCCACAGAUGGGGGCCAAGUUCCACAACCAGGGUCACCAAUCCCACCCCCCUUCCUGGACUCAGAUGGUCACCACCUCUCAGGGCCCCCUAGUGGGCUCUUUUGGCAUGGACAAGCCCAAGAGUCCGUCCACGUACUCCCAGGACUUCAGCCCGAAUGCCCCGAAGCAGCUUCUGAUGGCCCCCCAACAAAACAAAGGUUCUCCAAAGGCGGGGGGAGGCUACUUACAGCGCCCGAAUGGCCCUCCCAGAAUGAUGAAUCAACUGUCCGCAGGGUCUCAGCUUAGUCACCCGCAGACCUCUGUGUCUCAGGUCUCCUCUCAAAUGUUGAACUACAGCAACACGGAACCUCUGAGGCACUUUGAGAUGGCCCCCACGCCACAGCGGCCCCCCAACACCCCGAGCAAGGCCGCCAUACUGCAGCUGGUGCGACAGCAGCACAUAAAACCCCACAGCAUGGGCUUCCGGCAGCACGGUCCACACGCACAGGACCAGAACAACUACCCAGCUCCUCCUCACGGCCCCGCUAACGUGUCCGGGAACAACCCCUGUGCUGCCCAGCCGGCUGCGAACUCCGCCGGAGGUAACCAUGGUAACGCGCCCUACCUGAACAGCCAGGCGGCGGUGGCAGCAGCUCUGAAGCAGCAGAUCCUGGAGCAGCAGAAGAAGCAGCAGAUCCUGCAGAGGCAGCAGCUCAUGGCUGAACAGGAGAAGCGGCAGCAGGACCAGCAGCUACAGCGACACCUGACCCGACCUCCUCCACAGUACCAGGAUCAGUCCGGACCACCGGCCAAUCAGAACCAGUUUCCUCAGCAGCAAGUCGGACAGUUUCCAGCUUCUCAGCCAAUGGGGAACUGCAGCUCCAUGGGAGUGACCAACAGCAGUUCUCGAGUCUUCUCCCAGAACCAAAGCAUGAUGGGAAUGACCAUGGGGCAAGGGGCUGGCCCUGGAACAACUGUAGCUCCACCCACAGCUGCAAGUCAGGCCGACAUUAACCUGCCGUCGUGUGGUGGAGGAAGUGGCGCCGCCGUGGACUCCCUGUACAACAACAUGAACCUACAGCACAGCCUGCAGCGUCAGCAGAUGGGCCCCAUGAGCGCCCCCUUCAGGCAGAGCCUGCUGGGCCAGCAGCACCUGAAGCAGCAGUCCAAUGCUGCCAUGUUAAAGCAGCAGCAGCAGCAGCAGUUGGCCGCCGCCCGCAUGCCCAGCACCAUGCAAAGCACUAUGGCAGGCGGGCUGCAGGGUCAGAUGCAAGGAGGUCAGAGCGCCACCUGGCAGCAGCAGCAGCAGCUCGCCAACCAGCCGACCUCCGGUAACCCCACCCUGCCACCCAGCGUCUUCAACAACCCCUCCAACGCUUUCCACAUGCAGCAGCAGCAGCGCAUCCCCAAGAUGUCCUCGGGGUCCGUCUCCUUCGCCUCCAACCUCAGCGGGCUGCCCAUGAGUGGUCUGAACCCCGGACAGCAGUUGAUCCAGACCAACAUGGCCGCCCAGCAGAGAGCCCCGCCUCCGGCCCAGAAUAUGGGCCAGCCUUUGGCCAAUCAGCAGCAAGCUCAGCAGCAGCAGGCCAACCAGAGCCUGUCUGACAUGGUGGCUUUUGGACAGCAGGUGAGCGGGCGGGCGGGGCUCCAGUGUAACCAGGGUUACCAGAUGAGCAGGACGGCCAAUCAGCAGCAGCAGCAGGUGUCCUUCGGUUACAACGCCGCGUCUGGGAGCUUUGCCGCCGAGAGCGAGCUGGUGGACUCGCUGCUGAAGGGGCAGGAGUGGAUAGCUGAACUGGACGCGCUGCUCGCCAACCAUCAGUAAGUGUCCACGCCUAAGCUGAGUGAACCGCCAUCCACUUCCUGCUGUAGGCGGGACUUGAGUAAAUGUGGGUGGGGUUUGUCUACGCCCUCAUCUGCGGAGCAGCUGCUUCCAAAAGCGGCCCAAUCAGCAGACCCAUCCGGCUGGGUGUGGGAUGGCGGCUCUGGGCUGGGGUCAGAGAGAAGAACAAGGACUGGCUCUGCGGACCGUCUUAGAAGCUGGUACAGGUGUUCCGGUCCGUACGCGGUGUCCUACGCUGGUCUUCAGUCUGAGGAGACGACCCGAGUCCAGCACCAGUCUGUGUGGAUCUGAUGAUCCGGGUCUGGAUCAGCUCGCACUAAGACUACUCCUGAACCUCUGGCUCAGCGCUAAACCACUGUAUUUGCCCCCACAGCGCCACCUUCAGGCCGGCAGAGCCCUGCAGCCAGACGACCCGUUAACGUUUCUGAUGAGGUGAGGUCGCUCUGAGCCCAACGGGAAGAAACGGUGUGACUCGUGAGGAGGCGGAGUCACUUUAAAUGACCUCCCCUGAAUUCUGGAGUCUGCUGUUACCAACUUUACCGUUUGUUCUGGACCAACUAGGUGUUCUGAUUCAACCGGGACAAACCCACUCUGACACUCAAAGAAAACGGGGUCCUUUAAAGUUUGACUCCCUCACCUCCAUCUUUCUUCCUGAGCGCGUCCAGAACCUCAGGUGGUUCUGAAGGUCCAGCUGUCUGACAGGCUGCAGGCUUCCUGAUCUUCAGAAACACGUUUGGGUUCUCCUGAUCCGUUUUGAGGGAAGGUUCUAGCAAAAACCUGCCUGAGCCCUCAGCUUUUAUUUUAAACUUUCUUCCUUUGGAUUUACUGAAACUCGUGACCCCCCCCCCAGCACAAAAGAUGACCUUUAGCUUUUUGUACGUUGACCAUCGUUUAAAUGGAGCAGAAAAACUCCUCUGGACCAGAACCAGAGCCCAGUUUGUUCUUCCAGACGACUCGUUUGUUCAGGGGUGAGAGCUGGCUCCACCCAACAUGAAGGGCGGGUUCUGGUCCGCUCCCUGUGGGCUCAGAGCGGCCUCAGCUGGCGGGUUCUGCUCCGGUCAGGUUCUGCCGGUUCCUGUGGGCCGGGCUGCUUUGGGGGGGCUGUUUGUAAAUGCCUAUAAAUAUGUUUUGUAUGUAAGCCUUUCCUAACGAUCUGGAGAAGAUAGAAGUUAUUUUUAUAUAUUGCAGCAGAUUUUUGUAAGUAUUUUAUACUUUUGAUAUGUUCUCUGUAAGACAAGAGUAUUAUGUAAAAUAUAGUUCUUUAGAAACAC
Oryzias latipes (Japanese medaka) is the source of this 4988-nucleotide messenger RNA. RefSeq names its product mastermind-like transcriptional coactivator 1 (gene maml1). Gene Ontology annotation, biological process: positive regulation of transcription of Notch receptor target; Notch signaling pathway. Lineage: Eukaryota; Metazoa; Chordata; Actinopteri; Beloniformes; Adrianichthyidae. The record is from RefSeq and is a predicted model, not a curated record. Gene Ontology annotation, molecular function: transcription coactivator activity. Gene Ontology annotation, cellular component: nucleoplasm; nuclear speck.